CGUGGCAAAAUAUCGUGAAAAAAGCUAUGCAUUUAGAACUAACGAAAAAUAUAAAAUAAUGAUUUCUUAAAAAGGAGUGAUUAAAGGAAAAAUGAGAAGGUACAUAUGUAUUAGUGAUAAUUAUUUUAAGGAGAGAAUAUUAUGUUGCGAUUGGUUAAUGCUGGAAUAUCACAAGGUGUAUUUGUUUGGAUUGAGGAUCAUGACUUUUGGAUUGUUGCAGCUGAUGGGUCUUACAUAAAACCAAUUAAAAUUCUCUUUUAAUGUUUUCUGGUGAAAGAUAUGAUAUAAUAAUUAAAGGAUUAACAAAUCCAAAAAGAAAAAUAUAUAGAAUAAUAUUUGAAUUAAUGGAACAAAUGAAGGAAAUGGAAGGUGGAAUUUGGAAAAAUCGAAAACCAACAGUUGGAUUAGCUAAUAUUUUAUAUGAAAAUUUUACAGAGGAAAAGGAAAAUAAUAAUGAUCAGGUUGAUUGGACACAUAAUCAUUGUACAGAAAAUAAAAAAUGUUUAGUUUUUAAUUGCCCGUUUGAACAAUUUCCAUCAUCAUUUAAUAUGAGCUGUAUCUAUUCUGAUAAAUUACAAGGAGAAAAAACAACAAAUAAUGAUGAACAUUUACUAGAAAUAAAAAAUCAAACAAAAAAUGUUUCAAAUGAGGAAGUUAAAGAAGAAAAGGAAAUAAUAAAUGAAGCUAUUAAACUAGCUUUAUUUUCGCCAAAAGAUAAUAAGAAACAGAAAUUUAGGGAGAUUUUUGUGAAUUUGCACGAUGGCUUGAAUGGAUGGCGAUUUUUGGAUCCAAAAGGCAUUCCAUAUUUUCGAAAAAUUGAUAAAGUAGAAGAGAAGGAAUGUGAUGAGAAAAAAUGUGAUCGUUGGGCAAAUGAUGUACUUUAUAAUCAAAAUUGUCAAUGCUUUAUUAAUUAUAAAUUUAAUCUUGGAGAAAUAAUUCAGAUAAUAGCAGUAAGUGCUGGUGGAAUGCCACAUCCUUUUCAUUUGCAUGGACAUAAAUUUGUUGUCCUUCGAAUGGGGUUUGCUGAACAAUUUACUGGAAAUGGAACUUUAAAAGGAUUAAAUAAACAUUUGGAAUGUUUGGGAAAAUCUAAUCGUUGUGCAGAAAUGAAAUGGGCUAAUAAAAAUUGGGAAGAAGGUGAAAUUCCAGAAAUAAAUAAAAAUCCAGUAUUGAGAGAUACUGUUGUUGUACCUGCUAAAGGCUUUGUUGUGAUAAGAUUUUAUGCAAAUAAUCCUGGCUGGUGGUUUGCCCAUUGUCACCUUUUAAUGCAUUCCAUGGAUGGAAUGAAUUUUGCCUUCCGUGUGGGUAAAGAUAAAGAAAUACCAUCCCCACCAAAAGGAUUUCCUCAUCAUUGUGGGAUUUAUGAAGAAAUGCCAAUAGGUAAAGAAGGAAGUGAUCAUUUGGAUGAGGAUGAAAUGAGUAAAAUGAGCUGCAAUAAUGGAAUAGUUAUUGGAUUGGAAACAUCAAAGAUAAUUAUGUUAUUUGUUGGAUUUUUAGUUAACAUUUAUGUAUAUUUAUAA
Meloidogyne enterolobii is the source of this 1520-nucleotide messenger RNA. The record is from the annotation of a GenBank genome assembly. Lineage: Eukaryota; Metazoa; Nematoda; Chromadorea; Rhabditida; Meloidogynidae.